This is a messenger RNA of Prorocentrum cordatum, 1506 nucleotides long. Lineage: Eukaryota; Dinophyceae; Prorocentrales; Prorocentraceae. The record is from the annotation of a GenBank genome assembly.
UUCGGGUUGGGUUGGGGUGGUCUGGUAGCUCGUCAGACUCCGGGGCGGGGAUGUAGCCAUAACCACCACCUGCGGGAUCGAUCUUCCCAGACCUUCACAGGCAGUGGAUGUGGACUAUUCGGGCCCCCGUGGGCCAACACAUAUCCAGAGUCAUCCACCGCCCGCAGGGGCGCCAGGACGCCGCCUCUCGGGGUCGAUGGACGUGGAUGGACUUCCCGCCUCGCCCGCGGGCUCGCAGGCGGCCCCCCCCCCCCCGGGGGGGCGCCGAGGGCGAAGGGCCCCCCUGAGGGGCACGCGGCGCGAGGGGGCCGCGGCGCGCCCGGAGGCCUGGCGCCGGCGACUGUCUGUGCCGACGGCUGGCUGUCGCAGACCACGUCGGCCGGUGCCGGCGCCAUCUGGGAGUACCCCCCCUUCGAGGUCCAGCCGCAGGCAGAGGCCCAGAGGUGGGUCCUGGAGUCCCUGCCGUGCUUCGCCGCGGCCCUCGCCGCCGCCGGCCCGGCGAGGAGCGGGGUGCGCAUCGGCAGGUCGUACUACUGCUUCCGGUCCCGCGCGAACGCCGAGGAGCGGUACGGCCCCAUCCGGGGGCGCCGAUGUGCCCUUCUUCCAGGAGGGGGCGCCUCCCGCUGGGCUCGUGCGCGAGGCCACCUUCGAGUACUGCUUCUCGUACGCAGCCCCGGUGAUCAACAUGCGCCGCUACCUCGACUGGCUCACGGAGUCCCUGGGCGCACUGCCCGGCGUGCGGCUGCAGCAGCGCCACCUGGCCGGGCCCGCAGACGUGGCGGUGCUGGCGGCGAAUUCCGGCGCCGACGUGGUGGUGAACUGCCUGGGCCUGGGGGCUGGGGCCGUCUUUGGCGACGCUGCCGUCCACGCCGUGCGCGGUGACCUGGUCUACGUCCUGGCGCCCGGGGCCGCGGCCCGGCACGGCCUCGCCCACGUCAGCGACGAGGACGCCCCGAGCGGCCUGCUCACCUACGCGGUGCCGCAGGGCGAGGGCGUGGUGGCCCUGGCCGGCACGCUGCGGCCCCUCGGCGCCGAGGAGCUGGAGGACGGCUACUCGGUCAGGGAGGACGCUGUGCGAGACGGCGAGGUGGCGGCGAGCAUCGCGGCGCGGGUCGCCGCGGCCUUCCCGGGCGCCGUGCUGCCGGCGGCGCCCCGCGGGGCCGCGGGCGCGCCCGUGGUCGUCGGCCGGUGGAGCGGCGCCCGCCCCCAGCGCCACGGCGGCGUGCGGCUGGAGAGGGAGGACUUGCAGCCGCCCGGCGCGCCCGCGGCGCGGCUGGUGCACAACUACGGCCACGGGGGCAGCGGCGUGGUGACCUCGUGGGGCUGCGCCGCCGAGGUCUGCGCCCUGGCCGCGGAGGCGCUCGGCGCCGCGGGCGCGGGCGGGCUGCGCGCGCGGGCGCUGCCGUCCGCCCUGGCGCCGCUCGCGGUGGAGUCGGUGCGGGCGGCGGGGGGCGCGGCGCUGGCGCGCGCGGUGGCCGAGGGGGCAGCCGGGCGCGUGGCGGCUCG